AUGAGCGGCGGCCAAGGUAGCAAACGCAGUUUCGAGAUAGACGCCGAUUACUCGAGGGUGUUUUCUUCGCUCCAACGCCUUCAGUCAAAUGGUCAAUUGUGUGACGUAGAAAUUCUCGUAAGGAAUGGAACAUUACGUGCACAUAAGGUUGUUCUGGCAGCUGUUAUUCCCUUCUUCAAAACAAUGUUCACUGGAAAUAUGCAAGAGGCAAGAAGUUAUCAAAUUACUCUGCAAAGUAUCGAUCACGACACCCUAGUACAGUUAGUUUUGCAUGUCUACGGUCAUAGCUUGGUAGUUUCGGAAGGAAAUGUUCAAGCAUUGUUGGUUGCAGCUGACUUCUUACAGCUUCAACGUAUCACCGAGAAGUGUUCAAUGUUCCUUACUGAUCAUGUCCUCUGUUGCUAUAAUGCUUUGGGCAUCCGAGAGCUUUUCUCUGCAUUAGGGCAUAGUUCGCGGGUUCUGGAAGUCGAAGAGUUUAUAGAAAGAAACUUCUUGCCUAUCAGCUUCACUGAGGAAUUCAUCAUGCUUCCCAUUGACAAACUUGUUGAGCUAUUGUCCAGGGACAAAAUAAAUGUAGUCGAAGAGGAGAAUGUUUUCAAAGCAGCUGCACGUUGGAUCGAACACUGUCCAGCUCGCGCCAAAGUCGCUUUCCGAGUUCUUUCGUGCGUUCGCCUCCACCUGCUUAGAAAGGACUUCUUCGACAACAAUGUCGCUCGUCACCACAUUUUCCUCAGUGACGACUCGUGUCGUACACUUAUUGAUGAAGUGAAUAAUUACUUUCUGGAACCUCAGUUAUGCUCUCUAUCACUUUUUUCCGCUGCAGGACACCGGAGCUCCUACCGCUGGACCUUAUUUUUAUUAGGUGUAUGCAAUUAUGAAGGAAUGUUUGUUAAUGGUAUCAAGUACGAUCAGCUCACAAAAAAAUGGACUGGAAUAGCCAAAAUAACAAUUCCGCGGAACUUUCCUUCUGUUGCUGUAAAUGACAAAAAAAUCUAUGUUGUCGGUGGUCAUGUUCGACAAAACUUCGUUAGUGAUGUGGAAUGUUACGACACCGUCAAGAACAAGUGGAGAAAGGUUUGUCCGAUGGGAAGAGUACGUUUUGGUGCCGCUGCAGCAUUCCUGGACAAUAAAUUGUACGUAUGUGGCGGAUCGGGUGUCACGGGAACGACCUCAUCGGUAGAAAUAUAUGAUCCCAAAAGCAGUUUCUGGGAAGAAGGCACUAGUAUGAGAACAAGUCGGCAUCUUGCAGCUGUUGCUGUAUUAAACGAAUACAUCUAUGUAAUAGGUGGCAGAAAUGGCGGCAAAGCAUUAUCUUCAGUAGAGAGGUUUUGUACCGAGAAGUAUGAAUGGGAGGCUGUGCCUGAUAUGCAUGAAAGCCGUUACUUCUUUGGUGCAACGGCAGUCAACGGCAAGAUCUAUGUUUUUGGAGGAUUGAAUACGAAUGGCAUUCAAUCACGUAGUGUAGAGUGUUUUAACCCUCGUAAUAUGUGUUGGACGAUCUUACCAGCGAUGCCGAUGGCUGGUCGCAUCUCUUUAGCCGUGUCACACAAUAAUCUCGUCUUUCUUACGAGAAUAGGAUCUAGAAGAAUUCACAUAUUCAACGUGGACACGAAUGAAUGGGAACAGAGUCCUGAGAUGCCAGCAGCUAUUAGUACUGCAGUUAUACCUGCAAUUUGUAUUCCUGCCGAAUAA
Molecule: messenger RNA, 1692 nt
Organism: Necator americanus (New World hookworm)
Lineage: Eukaryota; Metazoa; Nematoda; Chromadorea; Rhabditida; Ancylostomatidae
Exons: 15
Coding region: 1-1692 (563 amino acids)
Molecular function (GO): protein binding
Source: RefSeq, a predicted model, not a curated record